Myiozetetes cayanensis is the source of this 821-nucleotide messenger RNA. RefSeq names its product putative ankyrin repeat domain-containing protein 19. The record is from RefSeq and is a predicted model, not a curated record. Gene Ontology annotation, molecular function: protein binding. Lineage: Eukaryota; Metazoa; Chordata; Aves; Passeriformes; Tyrannidae. The transcript has 3 exons. Bases 80 to 424 code for a protein of 114 amino acids.
UAAGAGCGUAUGUUUAAUUUUUAGGACCCCUCUGCAUCUCGCUGCGGCAAAUGGCCAUGCAGAUGUCGUUCGAUAUCUGAUGAGAAAGAACAGCCAGCCGAACCUCGCUGACAGCUUCAAGAGAACAGCACUGAUGAAGGCAGUACAGCAGGAGCAGGAAGAAUGUGUUGCUGUUCUGCUGGAACACGGUGCCGACCCGAAUCUGGCAGAUGCUGACGGCAACACUGCCCUUCACCUGGCUGUGCUGUCUAAAAAUACAGCUGUAGCAGGGCUGUUACUCCAGCAUAAUGCCAAGAGUGAUGCUCAGAACCAGUGGGGAUUUACCCCCUUAAAACUUGCAGCCUUCCUCCAGCAUGAGGAGAUUCUGCAGUGCCUUCUGACCAAAGCAGCUGACAGGCAUGCUCAAGCUGAGCCUGAGAGGUGAGGGGUUUGUCAAACCAGCACCCAGGUCUUCUCAGUAGUCUGAAAGUGGGACUGAGAGGAGGGGCAUGGCAAUGGGCUUGGGAAAAGAAGGAGGAGCCACGUGGAAGCUGUUCCCUGUGUGACUGGUGAAAGCAGGUCUGCACUUGGCUGCUCUCAUAGCUUAGGGGCUCGUCCUUUGCCCUCUGAGGUCUGCAAGAAAGCCUUGUGUGUGGUGCCCUCUCCCCACACAGCCCCAGAGCCAGUGGGACACUUGCCAUGAGCUCAGCAGCCGGGCUGCUCUGCAGGACAGGGAGGUUCAAGCCAAGGCACAGUUGGGGCAUUGAGUGCUCUGAAGGGAAGCCUUGGCAGAAAGAGAAGCAACACUGUCCGAGGGGACACGAGGGGCUGACACCGCACCU